Orycteropus afer afer is the source of this 1413-nucleotide messenger RNA. It is a transcript of the gene SOX4, whose product is annotated as SRY-box transcription factor 4. Bases 1 to 1413 code for a protein of 470 amino acids. Gene Ontology annotation, molecular function: DNA-binding transcription activator activity, RNA polymerase II-specific; RNA polymerase II cis-regulatory region sequence-specific DNA binding. Gene Ontology annotation, biological process: cell differentiation; positive regulation of transcription by RNA polymerase II; anatomical structure morphogenesis. Lineage: Eukaryota; Metazoa; Chordata; Mammalia; Tubulidentata; Orycteropodidae. The transcript has a single exon. The record is from RefSeq and is a predicted model, not a curated record.
AUGGUGCAGCAAACCAACAACGCCGAGAACACGGAAGCGCUGCUGGCCGGCGAGAGUUCGGACUCCGGAGCCGGCCUCGAGCUGGGCAUCGCCUCCUCCCCCACGCCGGGCUCCACCGCCUCUACGGGCGGCAAGGCCGACGACCCAAGCUGGUGCAAGACGCCGAGCGGGCAUAUCAAGCGACCCAUGAACGCCUUCAUGGUGUGGUCGCAAAUCGAGCGGCGCAAGAUCAUGGAGCAGUCGCCGGACAUGCACAACGCCGAGAUCUCUAAGCGGCUGGGCAAACGCUGGAAGCUGCUCAAAGACAGCGACAAGAUCCCUUUCAUUCGGGAGGCGGAGCGGCUGCGCCUCAAGCACAUGGCUGACUACCCCGACUACAAGUACCGGCCCAGGAAGAAGGUGAAGUCUGGCAAUACCAACUCCAGCUCCUCGGCCGCCGCCUCUUCCAAGCCGGGGGAGAAGGGAGACAAGGUCGGUGGCAGCGGCGGGGGUAGCCAUGGGGGCGGCGGUGGCGGGAGCAGUAACGCGGGGGGAGGAGGCAGUGGCGCGAGCGGCGGCGGCGCCAACUCCAAACCCGCGGUGAAAAAGAGCUGCGGCUCCAAAGUGGCGGGCGGCGCGGGCGGCGGGGUCAGCAAACCGCACGCCAAACUGAUCCUAACGGGCGGCGGCGGCAAAGCGGCGGCCGCCACCUCCGCCUCCUUCGCUGCCGAGCAGGCUGGGGCAGCCGCCUUGCUGCCCCUGGGCGCCGCCGCCGCUGCCGACCACCACUCUCUAUACAAGGCGCGGACUCCCAGUACCUCCUCGGCGUCCUCGGCCGCCGCCGCCGCUCCGGGCAAGCACCUGGCCGAGAAAAAGGUGAAGCGCGUCUACCUGUUCGGCGGCUUGGGCGCAUCGUCGUCUCCUGUUGGCGGCGUGGGCGCGGGUGCCGACCCCAGCGACCCCCUGGGCCUGUACGAAGAAGGGGGCGCAGGCUGCUCGCCCGACGGGCCGAGCCUCAGUGGCCGCAGUAGCGCCGCCUCGUCGCCAGCCGCCGGCCGCUCGCCGGCCGACCAUCGCAGCUACGCCAGCUUGCGCGCCGCCUCACCCGCCCCGUCUAGCGCGCCCUCGCACGCGUCCUCCUCGGCCUCGUCGCACUCCUCCUCCUCCUCUUCCUCCUCCUCUUCGGGUUCCUCGUCCUCCGACGACGAAUUUGAAGACGAUCUACUCGACCUGAACCCCAGCUCAAACUUUGAGAGCAUGUCCCUGGGCAGUUUCAGCUCUUCGUCAGCGCUGGACCGGGACCUAGAUUUUAACUUCGAGCCCGGCUCCGGCUCGCACUUCGAGUUCCCGGACUACUGCACGCCCGAGGUGAGCGAGAUGAUCUCAGGAGACUGGCUCGAGUCCAGCAUCUCCAACCUAGUCUUCACCUACUGA